AUGCAAAAAUCCUGCAAAGAAAAUGAAGGAAAGCCCAAGUGCAAAGUGCCAAAGAGACAGGAAGAGCGCUAUGGAGAGUUCCAACGCCAGCAAACAGGAGGAAAUUUUAGGCAAAGGCUGCUUCAGUCUCUCGAGGAAUUUAAAGAGGACAUAGACUAGCAUUUUAAGGAUGAAGAAAUGACAAGAGAGGGAGAUGAGAUGGAAAGGCAUUUGGAAGAGAUAAGGGGUCUGAGAAAGAAAUUUAGGGCUCUGCUUUCUAACCGUAGGCAUUCUCAGGACCAUCCAUAUCCCAUUUAA
Molecule: messenger RNA, 297 nt
Organism: Cervus elaphus (red deer)
Lineage: Eukaryota; Metazoa; Chordata; Mammalia; Artiodactyla; Cervidae
Gene: TCEAL7
Product: transcription elongation factor A like 7
Source: RefSeq, a predicted model, not a curated record